AAGCACACACGCGUCAGCGAUGCCUCAGACCACACCAGAGCUGAAAGACUAGUUCUCCCAUCAGGGAUUUGUUCCUUCCCAGUCAUGGAUUCAAGGGUAUAUAUUUCUGUUCCUAAGCGGUACAUGGAGAGGCUGAAUGAAAUGGGUGAAUGGGAUCAUGGGCUAUUCAUUACGAGGGUGAACCCCUAUGUAAGCAAAGACGCCUUGGAGUCCUACUUUGAGAAGUGGGGGACAGUGAUAUUCUGUGACAUGAAAACAGAGUGGAACGCAGACUUCCCCAGGGGUCUUGGCUAUGUGUGCUUCCAGACUGAGGAGGAGGCGGAUGCGGCCGAGGCAGCUGGACCUCAUCAGCUGGCCGGCAUGGACACUGUUGUCAGGAGGGUCGUCAGCCCAAAGAAGGACGAUGUGCCCAAGUACCACAGGAGAAGGAGUGGCAUGGCGUAUCGACUGGCUAGUAGCAGCUGGCUAGACAGUGAUUAAGGACACACUGUCACCAUCUAGUCCAAGGAGAAUCCCAACAUCUGUUUUUUUUUCUUUACAAAAUACUUUGGGGAUACACAAUAUAAUGUGAAAAACAAUAUAGGCCUAAUGUGAACAGCAAUUUUUGCAUACCUCUUACUGCUCAGAGGAGACGAUUCUACAGUAUUGAGUCUUUCAGUGACACAGUCAUCUUCUAGUGUUCAGCAGGGA
Messenger RNA from Engraulis encrasicolus (European anchovy), 690 nucleotides. Its product is annotated as heterogeneous nuclear ribonucleoprotein A1-like 3. The transcript is spliced from 5 exons. NCBI's taxonomy places the organism in Eukaryota, Metazoa, Chordata, Actinopteri, Clupeiformes, Engraulidae. Gene Ontology annotation, molecular function: RNA binding. The coding region runs from base 85 to 480 and encodes 131 amino acids. The record is from RefSeq and is a predicted model, not a curated record.